Messenger RNA from Lactuca virosa, 1470 nucleotides. The record is from the annotation of a GenBank genome assembly. Lineage: Eukaryota; Viridiplantae; Streptophyta; Magnoliopsida; Asterales; Asteraceae.
AUGUCGAAUUUGAUCCAAGAAAGUAAUCAAGAAUUGAUGAAACACUCGUGUAAGCUGUGCGACAAGAGCUUCCCUUCUGGUAGAUCCUUGGGAGGUCACAUGAGGUCUCACGUGAUCAACUCCCCCGAUCAUCAUCUUCAUCAACACCAGAAACAGAUGAAGAAGCUCUCAUCUGUCAACAAUGGCGGAAAAUUAAUCAAGAACGAUACUGUAGUAGAAAUCGAUGGUUCUUCGAAUGAUUUGGGUUAUGAGCUGAGGAAAGAUCCAAAAAAGACUCCAAAAGUCAAAGAUACAAGUGAAAUGGAGAAUUGUUUGGUGGUUCUUGAUAAGCUCUGUAAAGAAUGUGGAAAAGGUUUUCAAUCUUGGAAGGCGUUGUUUGGGCACAUGAAAUGUCACUCUGAAAAAGUCGCAAACAACAACAAAUUGAAUCAAGAUUCUUGGACUAGUCAAUUGGAUAAUGAGAAUUCUGGUGUGAAAGAUCGUCGUAUGAAGAAAUCAAAAUCAAGAAACGGAAAAAUUAAAAGGUAUAAAGUUACUUCUGCUACAACUGCUACUGUUACAACAACCACCAUUACAACAGCUUCAUCAUCAAUCUCGAUGAAUGCUAAUAAUAAUAAUAAUAAUAACAACAAUCAAAUUAGUAGUAAUCAUGCUUCAACGAGUGUUGUAUCUGAGAUUGAGCAAGAUCAAGAAUCUGAGAUUGCUAUGUGUUUGAUGAUGCUUUCGAGAGAUGAGGGAAAAUGGGGCAAUGAAUUUGAAUCAUCUGAUUAUUGCAAUUCCUCUGCUUUUGUGGGGUUGACUAAAGUUGAGGGUAAAAAGCGAAUUGGGAAGGGUUUCAAGAUCAAGAAACUAGCAGAAACACAAGUGGGUGUUGAUUAUCUUGGAAGAUCUGAAGUGGGUUUUACUGGAGUUGAGAAAAUUAUGAUCCGAAACGAUGAUUUUAACGACGAAUGUGAGUUGUUUUUUGGAAGCAAGAGAAAGUUUGAGUGCAUUACUUGUAACAAAAGCUUCGACUCUUAUCAAGCACUUGGUGGGCAUAACGCAAGUCACAAGAAGUUAAAGGGAAGUCUAGAUCCGAAAACCGAAGGUGAAAACACAAUCGAACACAAACCCUUUUUCAAUCAUGAGCAUAUAAUCAAUGGGUUUGAUUCAAAACCAUCUGAUAAUCAUCAAACGACAAAAGCUUUCAAUCUUGGUGUUCGUUCUUUGAAGAAAUCAGUGGUGUUGGGAGCACAUGAAUGUCCAAUUUGCUUGAAAAUCUUCUCAUCUGGGCAAGCUUUAGGAGGUCACAAGAGAUCGCAUAUGAUUGCAGAGGCUAAAUUGAAUCAACAAACAAGUAUGAAUCUUAUUGAGAAAGAGAAUGAACCUGUUCGAGGGUUUUUUGAUCUCAACAUGCUUCCCGAUACAAUGGAAGAAGAGCCAUGGCAUCAUGAAUCAACGACACUACUUGGUUUGCUCUCAGGAAUUUAA